Manis pentadactyla (Chinese pangolin) is the source of this 7802-nucleotide messenger RNA. It is a transcript of the gene PHLPP2, whose product is annotated as PH domain and leucine rich repeat protein phosphatase 2. Gene Ontology annotation, molecular function: protein binding. Bases 100 to 4155 code for a protein of 1351 amino acids. Lineage: Eukaryota; Metazoa; Chordata; Mammalia; Pholidota; Manidae. The transcript is spliced from 19 exons. The record is from RefSeq and is a predicted model, not a curated record.
AGGCUGCCGGGGGGCGGGGCCGCGGGCUGCUCGCGCGCGCUGCCGAUCCUCCGCGCGCCGUCGCGCCGGCCGGGCGUCCCUGAGCAGCCUCCGCCGCUGAUGGGGGAGGUGGAGCCUGGGCCCGCUGGCCCGCUCGAGCCCCCGGAGCCGCCCGAAGCGCCCGCGAGCCGCCGGGCGGCUGGAAUCCGGGUCCUGAAGAAGAAUAUGAAACGCAACGGGAGCAGAAAUUGUUUGAAUAGGAGAAGUCGGUUUGGUUCCCGAGAAAGAGACUGGCUGAGAGAAGAUGUGAAGAGAGGCUGUGUCUACCUUUAUGGAGCAGACACGACCACUGCCACUGCCACUGCUACCACCACCUCUCUCGCCUCCGACCUGCACCUCGUCCUUUGCACAGUAGAGACGUCAGCAUCAGAAAUAUGUGCUGGAGAGGGAAGGGAGAGUCUUUAUUUACAGCUUCAUGGAGACCUGGUCAGGAGACUGGAACCUACUGAGCGACCCCUUCAGAUUGUUUAUGAUUACUUAUCCAGGCUGGGAUUUGAUGAUCCUGUGCGCAUACAGGAGGAGGCAACGAAUCCUGACCUUGGCUGUAUGCUUCGAUUUUAUGGUGAAAAACCAUGCCAGGUGGACCACCUGGACCGAAUCCUUCUAUCUGGAAUCUAUAAUGUGCGCAAGGGAAAGACCCAGCUGCACAAGUGGGCUGAGCGCCUAGUUGUCCUCUGCGGCACCUGCCUCAUCAUUCCCUCAGUGAAGGAUUGUCAGACUGGAAAGGUGCACAUUUUGCCUCUGGUUGGAGGAAAGGUAGAAGAAGUGAAGCGACGGCAGUACUCCCUUGCAUUCAGCUCUGCUGGAGCCCAAGCCCAGACCUAUCAUGUCAGCUUUGAGACUUUGGCUGAGUACCAGAGAUGGCAGCGGCAAGCAUCCAAGGUGGUGUCCCAGCGAAUCAGUACCGUUGACCUGUCCUGUUACAGCCUUGAGGAAGUUCCUGAGCAUCUCUUCUACAGUCAAGAUAUCACCUACCUCAACUUGCGACACAACUUCAUGCAAUUAGAAAGACCAGGGGGCCUUGACACUCUCUACAAAUUUUCUCAUCUGAAGGGCCUGAACUUGUCUCAUAAUAAACUUGGGUUGUUUCCAGUACUGUUAUGUGAGAUUUCUACCCUGAUGGAGCUCAACCUUUCCUGUAAUGGAUUUCACGACCUGCCAAGUCAGAUUGGCAAUCUACUGAAUCUUCAAACCCUCUGUCUUGAUGGCAACUUUCUGUCUACUUUACCUGAAGAACUGGGAAAUCUACAGCAGCUUUCCUCCCUGGGAAUUUCAUUCAACAACUUCAGUCAAAUUCCUGAGAUUUAUGAGAAGCUCACUCUGUUAGAUAAAAUAGUUAUGGCUGGAAAUCAACUGGAAGUCCUAAACCUAGAAGCGCUGAACAGGAUGAGCCAUAUCAAACAUGUAGAUGUAAGGAUGAACCAUUUAAAAACCAUGGUUACUGAAAAUCUGGAGGGAAAUAAAUACAUCACCCACAUGGAUCUGAGGGACAAUCAGCUGACUGACUUAGAUCUUAGCUCCUUAUGUGGCUUGGAGCAGCUUCAUUGUGAGCGGAACCAGCUGAGGGAGCUGACACUUAGUGGCUUCUGCCUUCGAACUCUCUAUGCCAGUUCGAACAGGCUGACAGCAGUGAGUGUCUAUCCAGUACCCAGUCUGCUCACUUCUCUAGAACUCUCCCGAAACCUGCUAGAGUGUGUCCCUGACUGGGCUUGUGAAGCAAAGAAGCUAGAAAUAUUAGAUGUGAGCUAUAAUCUUCUGACAGAGGUUCCUGUGAGAAUCCUUAGCAGCUUGAGCCUCAGAAAACUGAUGGUGGGACACAAUCGUGUGCAAGCCCUGCCUGUGCUGGUGGAGCACAUCCCUCUUGAGGUGUUGGAUGUUCAGCAUAACUUGCUUUCCAGGCUACCAGAUACCCUCUUCUCCAAGGCCUUAAAUCUCAGGUACUUGAACGCAUCUGCAAAUAGCCUGGAGUCUUUGCCAUCUGCUUGCGCUGGGGAGGAGAGCCUGAGUGUGCUGCAGCUGCUCUAUCUGACCAACAACCUCCUGACAGAUCAGUGUGUGCCCGUCCUGGUGGGGCACCCGCGCCUGCGAAUCUUGCAUCUUGCAAACAACCAGCUACAGACCUUUCCUGCAAGCAAACUAAAUAAAUUGGAGCAACUGGAGGAAUUGAACCUAAGUGGCAACAAGCUUAAAACCAUUCCCACAACCAUAGCAAAUUGCAAAAGGCUGCACACGCUGGCCGCCCAUUCCAACAACAUCAGCAUCUUCCCAGAAAUACUGCAGCUGCCCCAGAUCCAGUUUGUAGACCUGAGUUGCAAUGACUUGACCGAAAUCUUGAUUCCAGAGGCUCUGCCUGCUACUUUACAAGAUCUUGACCUAACUGGAAAUACAAAUCUGGUUCUGGAACACAAGACGCUAGACACAUUUAGCCAUAUCACAACCCUGAAAAUUGAUCAGAAACCUUUGCCAACCACCGAUUCUACAGGUACAUCAACUUUCUGGAGCCAUGGACUGGCUGAAAUGGCAGGGCAGAGAAAUAAGCUCUGUGUAUCAGCCCUAGCGGUGGAUAACUUUGCAGAAGGGGUGGGAGCUGUGUAUGGCGUGUUCGAUGGUGACCGCAACGAGGAGCUCCCUCGCCUGCUGCAGUGCACCAUGGCAGAUGUCCUUCUGGAAGAGCUGCAGCAGUCAAGCCAUGACGUGGUUUUCAUGACAAACACCUUCUUGGUGUCUCACAGGAAAUUAGGAAUGGCUGGCCAGAAGCUGGGCUCCUCUGCUCUCCUCUGUUACAUCCGCCCUGACACUGCUGAUCCAACAGGUAGUUUUAGCUUGACUGUGGCUAAUGUUGGCACAUGCCAAGCAGUGCUGUGCCGAAGUGGGAAACCAGUGCCCCUUUCUAAAGUCUUCAGCCUGGAACAGGAGCUGGAGGAGGCUCAAAGGGUGAAGGGCCAGAAAGCCAUUGUAACAGAGGACAACAAAGUGAAUGGGGUGACCUGCUGUACCCGGAUGCUGGGCUGUACAUACCUGCACCCUUGGAUCCUCCCUAAGCCCCACGUUUCUUCCACUCCACUUACCAUUCAAGAUGAGUUGCUGAUACUGGGAAACAAAGCAUUGUGGGAACACUUGUCAUAUAUAGAAGCUGUCAAUGCAGUACGUCAUGUGCAAGACCCAUUAGCAGCUUCCAAGAAGUUGUGCACAUUAGCCCAGAGCUAUGGUUGUCAGGACAAUGUGGGGGCAAUGGUGGUUUAUUUGAACAUUGGUGAGGAAGGCUGCACUUGCGAAUUGAAUGGACUCACCCUCCCAGGUCCUGUGGGAUUCAGUUCAACCACCAUUGUCAAGGACACACCCAAGCCAACCACUCCAUCCUCCAGUAGUGGCAUUGCCUCAGAGUUUGGCAGUGAGAUGUCCACCUCUGAGGUGAGCAGUGAGGUGGGAUCCACUGCUUCUGAUGAACACAGCACCGCUGGCCUGGAUGCUGGCUUGCUUCCAAGGCCAGAGAGGCGCUGCAGCCUUCAUCCAACACCCUCCUCUGGGGUUUUUCAGCGCCAGCCUUCUUGUGCAACUUUCUCUAGUAACCAGUCUGACAAUGGCCUGGACAGUGAUGAUGACCAGCCCGUUGAGGGGGUCAUAACAAAUGGCAGCAAAGUGGAAGUAGAAGUAGACAUCCACUGCUGUAGGGGAAGGGGUCUGGAGAACUCUCCCACCCUCGUAGAGAACUCUCCUGCCCUGUGUCCUGAGGAACAUCCCAGAGGGUUAUUUUUAGGGAUCCGGCGACAGAACAGUGUGAACAGCGGCAUACUUCUGCCAGUGAGCAAGGACAAAAUGGAGUUACAGAAGUCUCCCUCCACUUCCUGUCUGUAUGGAAAGAAACUCUCCAAUGGCUCAAUUGUGCCCCUAGAAGAUAGCCUGAACCUCAUUGAAGUGGCCACAGAAGCACCCAAGAGGAAAACAGGCUAUUUUGCUGCCCCAACUCAGCUGGAGCCAGAGGAUCAGUUUGUUGUACCUCGUGACCUGGAAGAAGAAGUGAAGGAGCAAAUGAAACACCAGGAAGGCAGGCCUGAGCCUGAGCCCAACGAAGAGGGUCGGACCGAGCUCUCGGAGGAGUUUGAUACAGCACUGUAGGGGAAGGCUGUGCAGUGUUUGGGGUAGGGGACCCUUCCAGAGGCAUUUUGCCUCUACAUUUCUAAACCAUAGAUGAGGGGGUAGAACUCAGAGCCAAAAAUGGUGAGAGGUAUCAGGAUCUGGCUCAGGAUAAGUUAGUAAACACCAUCAGUGUUAAGUUUCACAUUUAACCUGCAUUGGAAUUCCCAGAGUCGCUGGGAAGAAAGCAGAUGUUGUUCUGUAUCAGUCCUACCACCUGCCAUUAACCCUUUCCCUCCUAGGAUAAUUUUGAGAAUUUGCCUGCCUGGGCAGGAAAGGGACUAUUAUUGUGGAGGAAAUAAUGGAAGAUUGAUUCUCUUUAUUAAUUGCUGCUGAUGGGUCUCUGUGACAGAGAAAUCACCUUAUAUCUCAACCUAACUGAUGGAUGUGAUGUGACUAGUCACAUGGCUUUUCAUUCUUCUCUACGAGAAUACAGCCUAUCGAAAUGAUGUUUAUUGGAAGUGUAGAACCAAUCAGAUAAUUUAUGUGUGUGUAAUGUAAUGAGAGCACUUUUCAUUGACUGUGAACUUCUUAUUUUUGAAUCUGCACUCGAGCCAAUCUUCUUAGAGGCAGCCUGGCACCUUCGUCCAUAGGCAGAAUGAUCAUUGGGUGUUGGAGCCUUCUAUGAGGUACUAGGAAGGGCCCUGGGGAAUCGAUUUACCUGUUGGAUGCCCAACUGUGAAAGCACCUGAGAAACUUGGGGGAGUAGGGUCUUUUUUGGAGGAUCAAGGUGGGGAAAGAGUGAGGACUAAGACUACUUCCCCCAAAAUUAGAAAAAGAGAAGAACCCCUUGACAGAUCUGACACCUGCUAGGAAUUUACCAGCAGAUCACAAGAGAGGCACUGGGCAAAUGGCCUCUUUCCGUGAGUGUAACGGAGUUGGCUGUCAGCCUCCUAAUGUGUAGGGCCAAGGCUGAUGCUGCUCACAUGCAAGGAACCUUGAGUUAUAGCAGAUGACUCUGAAUAGACUGAGGCUCAAUGAGAACAGAUGGAUGGAUGGAGCUAGCAGAUUAGACGUGUUCCUUCUCUUAAUCUAAAGCAGAGGGGUGGUUUUCUAAAACAUUGGAGUAGCUUGGGAGUUCAUUUAUUUAAUGUUUAACAGAGUACUCUUCUGAGAACUGCUUCUCCACCUCACAUAGUUUCAAAGUACUGGGCUCAAUUACUAAUAAAAGGAAGACAAUUGAGAAAAUCCUAAGCUCACAGAAAAACUGGUUUACUAUAUUUUUUGCACAUUCCAUUUAACUAGCAAAUGCAGUUCCUUCCGUAUUUCUGUCUUUUGCCUUUGCCAUUAGAAGAUUUGCUUAGGAAAGUUCAUCUCUACAAAAUUUUGACAUUGUUUGAUUUUACGUGAUGGGGAAUGUGUUUUGACUUUUUAGAAUACUUUCACAAUUAAAAAGAAAAUAGAGUGGAACCAUUUUUAAUUUGUUUCAUGAGAAACAAAAUGUUAAAAGAUAGGGUUGAUAUAUAUAUAUAUAUAUAUAUAUAUAUAUGACACAUACACACACACACAUACACAUAUAUCUUUGUGGGGUUUUUUGAAGUUUUUGUUAAAGCAGUAAUAGAAAACCAGAUGGCCUGUCCACAGAUGGUUAUGUAUCUUCAUCUUCUCAGAGGUCCCAUGCCCUUGUGCAUGUGUCAGUAGGGCAUUACAGUGGCUGUGUAUCAUUCAACCCCUCAAGGAUCUGAAUUUGAGUUCCCAAGUUACCAGGAAAACUUGACUUCCCUGUGUCAAACUACUGGUCAGCUACUGAAAAAUUUUAGAACUCAGGUCUUGAUUUUGAAGUGAGGAACAUAGUGGUCGUACAAAGUUCAGGUGCUGUUAGAAAGAUGGGAAUAAUAAUGUGUUGCUGCCUUAUUUUUAUAUGGGAAAAUGGGGGAAAAAAAGGGAAAUGAAGGAAAAAGUCAAGAUAAUAGUGAUGAAUGAGGUAAAACAUCUUCCUACCCAGACAGCAGAACCUUUGAUUACAGAAUAAUGGUGUUAUCUAAAAAAGAAACUUAUUUUGGGAAUAACUGCUUUAAUAGUAUAUAGUCUCUUAAAAACUGACCUUUAUCUGUGAACCGUUUUCUUUCAUCUCUUUGUCUCCCUUCUUAGGGGAAUCACCACAAACCCAGUUCUGAAAUGACUUUACCAAAAGUAGAUGUAUUUUUUUUUUCUUCUCAGAACUGUGAAAUCCCAAAUGUUCUUUUUAUGCGGUAGAUUAUUUCAAGAAACAUUGGGUUGUACUGAAAACCUUUUAAUAUAGGCUAAACCAAAAUUUAUUUUUCUUUUUUGUAACUCAUUCAUUUCCUUCUGUAAUUGCUCUGUAUUAAAAUAGAGGGUAAAAAGGCCAUAGUCCAUUACCAAAAAUAUACAGAACUCUUUUGACCUAUAAGGUCAUUAACAGUCCUGUGUGAUCUGAUGAGGUCAUCAGGUAGUGAAAUCGAGUAAUUUAUCUCUAGGUGAAUGUAAUCUGUUUCCCAGGACUUUACACAGAGGAUGUGUCCCUGGGUGGGCAGAGAACCAUGGAUCUCUAGCCCAGAGAUUCUGGCCUCUGCAUGAUUCUCAGGUCUCUGUGUGUACCUCCCGUUUAAAAAAGAAGUUUAAGAGAAUUUCUGAAAGACACAUCACUCCUACUCAAGGGAGCAGUUCAGGAGUCCCAUGGAAGGAAAAAAUAUUCGAGUCUUGGCAGCAUGAUACUCUUAUUUUUAUUCAAAUAAAUUGGAAAUAUAUUUGAAAAUUUGAAUGCUGGUGUGUUCUAGAGCUCCAGUGAGUCAUUGAACUACCCACUCCUCAUACAAGCGAGGGCUUUAUUACACUACUGUAGAGUGUAUAUGUGCAAUAAGUUGAUGAAUUCAUUUUCUUGGUGUAUGAAAAAGCCAAUAUGAGCAGCUUGGUAAUCAUUGGGUGCUAUUAUAAUUGUUUGUAGUGAGUGCUAUUUUCCGGGAGAUGGAGCCAGUUAGGUUUGGCUGAUGACUGAAUAGCAAUUGUUGCUCUUCUUUCCAUGUAGACCUUCAGCAAAAGCAGGUAUUUGGAAGUCAGAGACUCACCUUCUCUAUUUAUUCAAUAAUUAUUAAUGAAGAGAUCUCCAUAAGGGAGUACUUGGCUGUUAUCAGUAAAUGAACCAAUUAUUAAAUAGUCUCCAAGCCAUUCAGUGAUGUGUGCAGCAUCACUAUAGAACUGUCUGGUGUCACUUUUUUACUUCCCUCUGGGUGGGGCCUUUCAGACCUCCCUGGUCAUGGAAGCAAGUUAAUCUUUCUCUCCAGUUAGUGACUUUGCCCCAUAGUAGGGUAAGCACUUCCUAGAUGGAGAAAAGCAGCUACAGCAAAUCCUGCUCUGUUUCCUCCAUUUGGUGAUCAUUCAGUCACACAUAAGUCCUUGCAUUCUAAAUUUCACGCACUUCUCCCAGAUGUUAUAGGUUUUUCUCUCACUGUUGCCAAUGGAUGUCAUCUGGACAGUGAAUUCAUAUCUUACGGUUUUGUGCAAUCAUUGUCGUAUUGUAGUCCUAAGACUCAUGAUAGUGUAUUUUUGAUAUUUUUGAAAUAUGUUAAAUUUUUUAAUUCAAUAAUAUGAGCCAGAGCAUGUUGCAGCAAAUCUAUUGUUUGUAAAAAAUUAUAACAGUAAUAAUAAAUAAAAUAAAGUGGAAUAUCUUU